AUGAUGCGGCAGUGCAUGGGGGAGUGCAACAACUUCUGCCUGCCCAAGUGCGAGGGGCGCAAGGAAAGGCUCAAGGCGCAGCAGGCUCAGUCCACCAGCGCCAAUCUCCAGAUGAUGUCCGUCAACUGCACCCGCGCGUGCCGGCGAACGUGCCUGGGGUCAUGCAAGCCCAAGGUGCAGGAGAGAGUUGCUGUGCUGCGGCAGGACUACGCCAACAAACUGCAUCCCUUCUAUAAGAAGGAGAGGAACGGCACGGGCGUUGACGGACAGUAUCCGCCCGGAGACUGGAGGAGAAACACCUUCCUUGGCUCGAAGGAUCAGAGCUUCGGCUUCGGCCGCCCCAGGCAUGGAGGAGAAGGUCGCAGGCGCGCGAGAGAGAGCUGGGGAGAGGGACGAGGAGGAGGAGGAGGAGGAGGAGGAGAGGGAAUGGCAGCCAAGAAGGGCUCUUUCUCCUGGACCUGGUACGGAGGCCUCCUCCUCGUCUGCCUGCUCGGUUUCGGCGUCGGUUACUGGCAAUGGCAGAGCAGAAGAUGGAGGAAGGGAAGGGGAGCUGCGAUGAGGUCGCUCUAG
Messenger RNA from Guillardia theta CCMP2712, 570 nucleotides. RefSeq lists its product as hypothetical. The record is from RefSeq and is a predicted model, not a curated record. Bases 1 to 570 code for a protein of 189 amino acids. The transcript has a single exon. Lineage: Eukaryota; Cryptophyceae; Pyrenomonadales; Geminigeraceae.